AUGUGCGACAAGGAUUGGGAAUGGCUUGGCACCCUACCUGGAAGGAAUGCAGACAGCAAGUCUUUUGAGCGAACCUUUGGACGUUCCAUCUACUUUAUUGGAUUCUGCGAGGGCGGGUACGGCACGAUGCGAUGGAUGGGAUGGGCUCGCACUAGUCUGAGCUCGGAUGAGUCCUUUGGGACCCUGAUUGAGUUUCCUGCGAUGAUGUCCCAGCUGAAGUGGUCCCUGUCUAGUGUCUGUACAUACUCCCUCGGAUACACGACCGACCUCCCCCAUUUCACCAGCGCUAUCUGGUCGGUCUUUCUCCGCUACACGUACACUAGUGGCAUUUUCAUCGUCAAUCCAGGUCCACUGCCAAACCACCCAGGCAAUUUGCUUCCGUCUUCUCGUCGGCCAGAUCAGCAAGAAUCAGCUAGGUCGUUCGUCACGGCCGCCACCACCACCAUCACCACCAUCACCACCAUCACCACCAUCACCACCAUCACCACCAUCACCACCAUCACCACCAUCACCACCAUCACCACCAUCACCAUCGCACCCACCCUCCUCCUCCGCCGCUAA
Molecule: messenger RNA, 561 nt
Organism: Sodiomyces alkalinus F11
Lineage: Eukaryota; Fungi; Ascomycota; Sordariomycetes; Glomerellales; Plectosphaerellaceae
Exons: 10
Coding region: 1-561 (186 amino acids)
Source: RefSeq, a predicted model, not a curated record